Molecule: messenger RNA, 1317 nt
Organism: Galendromus occidentalis (western predatory mite)
Lineage: Eukaryota; Metazoa; Arthropoda; Arachnida; Mesostigmata; Phytoseiidae
Exons: 2
Coding region: 1-1317 (438 amino acids)
Source: RefSeq, a predicted model, not a curated record
AUGAAUCCGGACGGUCGAGCUCCGAAGCCUCUGGAUCGAGAGCAAUGUGUAUUUCUAGCAGUGCGCGCGUGGUUGAACAACGUUGCUCCUCUACCUAUUGACGACUUGCGAACGAAAGCGCAAACUCUGGGACGCCCAGCGAAGAAUCUCAUCGCCAAGUCGGGUGGCAUCCGAGAACUCCUCAAGCAAUGUCCCGAACUCACCGUGACCGCUGGGGAAGUGAACGUGUCCUGGGGCUCAGUCACUACGGACUGCGAGAACUUGGGAGCUCCUGAGAUUGCCGCUUGUCUUAACAAUCUUCCAAAGAAAGACAUCGAUCUGCUCAAUCACAAUCUGUCCAAGCUCCAAGUUGUCUCGAGAUCCAGUCGCUUAGUGAACGCUCUCCGGAAACGUCAGGGCCUCGAAGAUCUCAAACAUCGGUGUGAAAUGAAAAGAUCUGAAAUCAGGCGCCUCAAGGAAUGGAUUCAGACAAAGAGAUCCGAGAAUCCGGUCGCCGAAAUGAAGAAGUUGAAAGCACUACGGGAUUCGUCGCUUAGAAGACUUUCGGAGAAAAAAUAUAUUCACAAACAGAGAGGCGAAAUGGAAAAUCAACUGGCUGCUCUUGACCAGAGUAUAGAGCUCAUGCAGCACGAAGUUGCCCGGUUAAGAUUGCAGGGAAUCCAUGUCAACGAAAAAGUGACAAUGUACGAACAGGAUCUUUUCUUUGAGUCUCACCAAAACCAAAGUCUCACCCGUGAUCUUCUGGCGCAGCACGAGAAAGACACCGAGAAGCUAGCCGUUGUCCUCGAAGUCUUGAUCCGAGAGAAACUCUCGCACUCCAAGAAUGUUCUCGGAGCCCAUCUCAUGGCUUUGGAGGCAGCGAAUAUAGAUGGAGAUCCAAUGCAACAAAAUUGCCGGAUCAGACUUGCUGAAAUCGAAGAGCUGCAAGAGGACUUCCUGCGUCGGCUUCGGGAGAAUAAGGUGAACUUACAAAUGAUCUCGCAACUGGAACUAGUGACUAUGAAGUCGAUCCGAUCGCCGCUGCUGGCUGUGAAAAUCAAGGAACGUCCCCUCAAUGCACCCGUCGCCGCCGCCGCGGCAUCCGCGGGGGGAACGAGCGACUCCCCAGCUUGUUCCGCGGAACCUUCAGGAGCGGACAAGGAGGCUGUAAUUUGUGCAAUAUGCCUCGACGGCAUCGAACUGGAUCCGACGGAGUCUCUGGCCUGCUCGCACAGUUUUCACAGAUCUUGUCUGACAGAGAUGCAAUCUAGCGGAGGUGUUUUUUGUCCUCUCUGUCGUCGAUACGAACCGUCUUCCACGGAAUUCCCGCGUCUGUGA